GCACUGUUCAUCUCCCCCCAACGAAAGUGUUCUGCACAGUACAAGUAUAAGCGCGGCACAGUAGGCGGCCCGUGAAACUCUUGAUGACAAACGCUCACCAAUCGGGCGUCUGACAGUGUUCCAUUCAAAGCGACGAUUCACUAGCACUCUCUCACCUUCAAGCACACAAGAGUAUUAAAGUGUCCACGGUGGGAACCACGCAAGGCUGCCUGGACUUCAGCUUUGAUCAGUUUCCAAAACCAAGCAGCUAAUGUUCAUUUCAACCCUUGCCAAAACAGUUUUUGGAGCACAAAAAGCACAAAUGACGCGCGCAGCUGUUGUCAGUGUUUCUCAUGGCGGAGGUCCCAUGCCCGUCUUAGGAGACCCAGGCCAUGCCAGCAUCGUCAAGUCGCUCAAGAAAAGAGUCCCCGAGAUCCUCCGGUUGGGGACACCGGAGGCUCCUCGGGCCAUCGUGGUCGUGACAGCACACUGGUCGGAAGCUCAACCAACCAUAUCUUCUGGCCGCUCACACUCACUUUACUAUGACUAUGGCGGUUUUCCGAGGGAGGCUUAUCAACUGAAAUAUCCCGCGCCAGGAUCGCCCGAGGUAGCAGGCGAGGUCAAGAAGGCGCUCGAGAAUGUUGGUCUCAAGCCCGUGCUCAACGAGAAGCGUGGCUGGGACCACGGCGUUUUCAUCCCCUUCAUGCUCAUCAAUCCGGCUGCGGAUGUCCCCAUAGUGCAGCUGUCUGUGCUCCAGAGCGAGGAUCCCGAGGAGCAUAUCCGCAUGGGCCGGGCGCUGUCCACCCUGCGCGACUCCAACGUGGCAAUCGUGGGUUCCGGCUUCGCGUCCUUGCACGACUUCGCGCUCAUGAGACCGCUGAUGAGCGGCGACGCUUCGGCCGUGGGCCACAUCAAGACCGUGACCAGCGAGUUCAACAAGGUCUUGACGGACGUUGUGCAGGAGAAGGACUCGCAAGAGAGGGCAAGGAAGUUAGCUGAGUGGAGAAAGUUCCCAAGAGCAUAUGACAUACACCCGAGGUACGGUGCCGAGCAUUUCAUGCCGCUGCUUGUUUGUGCUGGGGCAGGCGGCGAUGAGAAGGCGGGAGCUUAUAAGGACGAUUUUGGAGGAGUGGACAUUUGGUCGUAUUUUUGGUCAUGAGAGUCUCACGUGGACUGAUGCAGAUGAUAGAAUGAUGGAUUGGACUUUAACAAUCUUUUGUCUUUUGGACCGUGCAUGCCUAUGGCACAGACUACCCUAGGGUAUAUACCUUGGUAUUCUGCGGCUAG
This is a messenger RNA of Diaporthe batatas, 1266 nucleotides long. RefSeq lists its product as uncharacterized. Bases 251 to 1138 code for a protein of 295 amino acids. Gene Ontology annotation, molecular function: zinc ion binding; oxidoreductase activity, acting on single donors with incorporation of molecular oxygen; ferrous iron binding. Lineage: Eukaryota; Fungi; Ascomycota; Sordariomycetes; Diaporthales; Diaporthaceae. The transcript has 2 exons. The record is from RefSeq and is a predicted model, not a curated record.